GGAUGGAUGAACAAUGGGCUGCCAAAACAUGUUUUACACUCUUUUGUUCUGGGCUAUGGCUGUCUUGGCUGAGGGGGAGUGUUGGGUAUAGCCAAGAGAACGGAUAUAUAAGACCGAGAAUGGAGCACCAAGGAACAAGCAAGAGUAUAUAGAGAGAGUGGCCAAUCGACAAAACAGAGGAUAUUCUCGAGAAUUCUAGGUGCUUUGGGCAUGGCGGGGACAUUGCCUUUGCCGCAUUUUCCAAAUUCUCCGGCACUUGGUGGAGCUUCUACGAGGCUAUGCUGCCAAAGGAGGGAUAGUGUUUCCAGAUCCUCCAUUGAUACUCCUGCCAAUGCCAGACUUCUCACUGGGUGUAGAGAUUCUUUCAAUCAGCAGCCAAAUUUCUAUCUUGUCCGUGAAGCACAGUCCGAUGAAGAUUUCUGGACAGCUUCCUGGCUGCGUUCUGAAUGCUACUUUGAAGAUCAAGGCUCUGAUCGCUUCGUCCAAAGCUACAAAAAGAAAUUCUCCGAACAGGAGUUCAUAACUUUGAAGCGACGCUGCGCUGGAAGAUAUGGUAAUUGCUUACGAUGCACCUGCUUGUUAGCGGUUCUUAACGAUGGAUCAUCCCUGCUCAAUCGGGUCAUUGGAACAACGGACUUAAGCUUGCGUCAAGCUUUGCCAGGAGAUGACUCGAGGACUCUUGGCAUUCAAACCCAGCCUUAUGGCUACAUUGCAAACGUAUGCGUGUCGAGAAGCCAUCGGAGAAGAGGAGUUGCCUCCAGUUUGCUUGAAUCCUCUGUGCAAGUAGCCAAGUUUUGGGGAUUGAAAAGAGUGUAUGUUCAUGUCGAUUCUGGUAACAAAGCUGCAAGGCUGGUCUAUCAUCGCCAAGGAUUUCAGCUUGUACAAGCGCGAAAUCCCGAUGAUCACAUCUUGCUGCUUAGCCUUGAGCUGUAAAACUUGAGUAAUGUCACAUCCAGUCCAUCCAUUCGAGCUCAUCUCGCGGCUGCAAUGCCUCCACGUAGUCGUAGGAAUGAAAUAGGGCGCGGAUGUAAAUUUCUCGCGUGGCGAAGCUCGCGUUUUCGUCA
Molecule: messenger RNA, 1064 nt
Organism: Selaginella moellendorffii
Lineage: Eukaryota; Viridiplantae; Streptophyta; Lycopodiopsida; Selaginellales; Selaginellaceae
Exons: 10
Coding region: 211-933 (240 amino acids)
Molecular function (GO): acyltransferase activity, transferring groups other than amino-acyl groups
Source: RefSeq, a predicted model, not a curated record